AUGAGACUCUUCUUAUUUUGCCUUUCGAUCUUCGCACCCCUCUUCGUGAUAGGAUCCAUAUGGGAAGUGAUUGAGGAAAUCAAUAGGAAAAAGGCAUCCAACCCAUACGGAUUCGAGAAGCUACUCGGCAAAGAAGAUGCCAAUCACGUAGUCAAGUGGCUCGAAGGCGAUGCAAAAGCAGAAGGAGAGGAUUUUGAAAAUUUGAAAGAUUCUUAUGUAAAAGAAUUUGGCGUCCACCGCGCUCCAAUAUCUAGCAAGGUGUUGGUCAACUGGAUCGAUUUCAAGCUAACAGACAUUCAUAAGUUGCAACGCAAUCCACCAUCCGGGUCAAAAACGAGAUAA
Melampsora larici-populina 98AG31 is the source of this 342-nucleotide messenger RNA. RefSeq lists its product as uncharacterized. The transcript is spliced from 2 exons. Lineage: Eukaryota; Fungi; Basidiomycota; Pucciniomycetes; Pucciniales; Melampsoraceae. The coding region runs from base 1 to 342 and encodes 113 amino acids. The record is from RefSeq and is a predicted model, not a curated record.